Callorhinus ursinus (northern fur seal) is the source of this 3497-nucleotide messenger RNA. The record is from RefSeq and is a predicted model, not a curated record. NCBI's taxonomy places the organism in Eukaryota, Metazoa, Chordata, Mammalia, Carnivora, Otariidae.
GAACAAACUCAUAAUUUAGGCAAAAAUAAAACAAUAGAGCAAAUAUUACAUGCAGGCAGAAUUAUUUACACCAGUUAAUUUAGUGGGCUGUUAAAAAACCAAACCUUCUGCAUCCUGUACCUUGUUCCCAACAUUGAUGAAUCCCCUUUUACCAAGAAGAAGUUCUAUUUCUGAAUCUCCUUUCUAAUUUUCUGUAAUUAGACAACACUUAAUGUUUCCAUUGCUUUUUAUCCUAUAUUUGAGAAUGAUGCUACACAAAAAUAGUUGAUAUGAUGAUGAUGAUUUAAAGCUUGAAAUCUGACCUUUUACCAUUAUUUUCUUUUUUAAGGGGAAGAAGUUACCUCUGAAGACCUGGAAAAUACUCUGAAAAACAUAGGGUUAAGACUCAGACUGAAGGAAAACACUGUGUUGAUGAAAAGUUUGCCGCUUGAUGCUGCUGGAAAAUUGUAUGAGCAUAGAUUGCUGGGUGACAUAAGGUCUCUCAAAGGAGUGGAGCUUAAUGUUAAUAAGUUAGGACCCUUCAUGAAAAAUAUGGGCUUUAACCUGGAAAAAGAAGAAUACCUUGACCUGCUUAGCAACCUGCCUGCUGAUGAUGAGGGGAAUAUUGAAGUGAAUGUGGUAAUGGAUGAAGGAAAUCUUUUUACAGGUGAGAAGAUUGAUAUGAGUAACCUGGAAACUUUUCUGGGAAAUAUGGGGAUUACGCUCACAGAAGAUAAAGGCAUGGAACUACAAAACAAGCUUCCAGUCGAUGACAAAGGAAAGAUGUAUGUGAACAGAUUGAUGAAAGAGUUAAAGUCUCUUGAAGGGGUGAAGGUGUCUCCAAAUAAGGUGGACACUUUCUUGAAAAACAUGGGAAUUGAUCUCAAGGAGAAAGAAAUCCAGGAACUGAAGGACUGCCUACCAGUUGAUGCCAAUGGGAAGAUUGACUUAAAUGUGUUGGUGGAUGAAGUUAAAAAUAUCACAGGAGAGAAGAUUCCUAUUGAGGACCUGAAAAAUGUUCUGAAAGACAUGGGAGUAAAGAUCACAAACAAGGAACAUAAGAAGCUUCUGAAAACUCUGCCAGUUUCCGCUGAUAGAAAGGUGUUUGAGAAAGCAUUACUGGAGGGUGUGAAAUCUUUCAAAGGAGGAAGGGUUAGUGUCAGUGACCUAAAAAAUGUUCUAUGGAAUACUGGGUUCAGACUUGAAGAAAAGGAAAUCCAGGACCUGCAGAGCCACCUACCAGUUAUUGAAGAUGAAAAGAUUGAUUUGGAUACGUUGAUGGAAGCAGCUAGUGCUUUUACAGGAGAAAAGGUUGAAGCCAAUGACUUAAAAAAUGUGCUGAGAAACAUGGGAAUUGAGACCACUGAAAAAGAACAGUUGAUGCUGUUGAAAACUCUGCCAAUCUCUAGAGAUGGAAUGGUGUAUAAGAAGAGAUUAUUGAAUAGUGUGAAGCCUCUCAAAGGGAAAAAAGUCAGUGUCAAGAACCUGAACACCCUUGUAAAGAACAUGGGGAUUCAGCUUGAGAAAGAGGACUUUCAGGACUUACUGAACCACCUGCCCAUUGAUGAGAAUAAAAUGGUUGAUUUAAAUGUGGUGAUGGAUGACGCAAAAGCUUUUACAGGAGAGAAAGUUAAUGUCAAUAAUCUGAGUAAUGUGAUGAGGAAAAUGGGGCUAGUACUCACUGAUGAGGAGAAGCAGCAGCUGCUAAAAACUCUACCCAUUCAUGCUGAUGGAAAAGUAUAUAACAAUAGAUUGCUAAAAGGUGUGAAGGCCCUCAAUGGACCAAGGGUCAAACUCAGAAAAGUGAAAUCUGUGAUGGAAAACAUGGGAAUUAAACUCAAGGAUGAGGAACUUGAGGAACUAAUGACCCAACUGUCAACUGAUGAUGAUAGAACAGUUGGUCUGAAUGAUUUGAUGGAUACUGUCAGUUGCAUCAAGGGAAAUGGGAAGGUUAGAGUGGAUUCAAUAAUGGAGGACCUAAAGAAGUUUAAAUCAAAAGGGAUGGUGCCACUACAUAAGUUGAUGAAAACUGGACAUGAUACUAAAGACAGAGUUAUUGGCCCCAUGGCAGUUUCUGACAUUAAAUCAAAAUUUAAGCUAAAUCCUCUAACAAAAGUACCCAGCUCCCAUGGCAAGAGGGAUAAAGAUUUACCAGGAUCUCUCCCCUGCCAAAACAAAGAAAAGAAGCUGAAUGCUUCACAAAUGCAAGCCUUCCGAGAUGCCUACAACUUCUUUAACAAGGAUAAAACUGGCUGUAUUGAUUUACAUGGAAUGAUGUGCACUUUAGCUAAGUUGGGAAUGAAUCUAACCAAGCAUGAUGUCUAUAAUGAAUUAAGAUGUGCUGAUAUUGAUCGAGAUGGGAAAGUGAAUUUCUCAGACUUUAUAAAGGUGCUAACAGAUAAAAACUGCUUCCUUAAAGCUGUGGUUCCAGAAAAGGAGAAAUGUUUAGAUUCAGCUGGCAACCCAGGGAUCCUGUUGUUUGAAAUCCUAUCAAAGCUUGUAGAGACUUCAGCUUUACCCAGAAAGGCUAUAAUGGAAAUAGUAAGCUAUUUCCGAAGAAAAUUCCAAGAUACCACGUCAGGAAGGUCGUGGAGUCCCUACACUAUGGGUUUUGGGAAAAGGAGAUUUAAACCAGACAUAUGCACACCUCCAAGCUCAAGCACGGCCGCCUUUGCUAAUGCUGCCCGAAUCACAAUAAUGAAAGAAAAGGAUUUACUUACAUUUCUUGAAGAGCUCAAGAGGUGCAGUCCUCCUUCAGGUAGCCCAUAUUCAAAAAUACCCAUCUUUCCAUUGUUUCCUAAUGUGGAUGGGGUGGUGAUGGGAAAGCCAUUCAAAGACAUACAGAAAUUAGAAAUGCUAAGGAGAAGGGAGCCUCUGGAUUUCUUUGAGAACUACUUUUUCCGUAAAAGAGACUGGAAGACACAGGCAGCAAAUGUAAAGCCUAUCGACCCAGUCUCAGGCUAUCCAAGUGACAUCCUAGCCAUUGACCAAAUACUCAAGAAAAAGCAGAAUUGGACAGUGACGGAUGCAACUGCUAUUAAACAGCACGUGAAGAGAGCUACUGAUGCCUAUAACUUGGGAAUUGCCCUUGAGCACCGGAAAGACAUGCUAAACCUCUGGCGGAAAAUCCGAGGGGAUCUGAUUGGAGUAGACACUAAAAAUGAGUCCUUUUAUGACACCUUUUCUACUUAUACGUGGUCCUGGAAUGUUUGCCAAGAAUUACUUUCGCCGAAGGACUUAAGGUUAUGUGAUGCCCACAUGAAAAGGAAUACCUUCCACAACUCUGUAUUCUCUUCUUCCUCGGAUAUCAGUGAGUGUGACACAGAGACAGGAAGAAAAAGAAAACGGAAAGCUUUCAAAGGGUUUCGACAAUGAAAUUUCUACAUUUUCUAAACAGCUCAUUGCAAACUACUUUUUCAUAGAUAUCAAAAUUACGGUUUCUUGCUUUUGUCUAGUACAUUCUUAGCCGCUGGAAAUGUUGACAUCUUUUGGAUUCUGACCAGUAAAAAAGUUUAAGU